Lachancea lanzarotensis is the source of this 789-nucleotide messenger RNA. RefSeq names its product LALA0S04e09648g1_1 (gene CYT2). The coding region runs from base 1 to 789 and encodes 262 amino acids. Gene Ontology annotation, molecular function: holocytochrome-c synthase activity. Gene Ontology annotation, cellular component: mitochondrion. Lineage: Eukaryota; Fungi; Ascomycota; Saccharomycetes; Saccharomycetales; Saccharomycetaceae. The record is from RefSeq and is a predicted model, not a curated record. Gene Ontology annotation, biological process: cytochrome c-heme linkage. The transcript has a single exon.
AUGUCAUCGAAGGGUGAAUGUCCAGUAGAUCACUCCGCCAGGGAGGAAUGGAUGAAGAAUAUGGCUCAUGAAAAUCCCCAUACCGCCCAAGGUGAACCCCAACGCUGUCCGCCACAUGAAUCGAAGAUUUCUAAAACUACAGGUGCAUCUGCUGCUCAACCAGCAGAGGCAUGUCCAGUAAGUCCUGAAGCGCGAAAUGUCUGGCUUCAGAAUUCAGGCUCAGCCGGCAAAAAAUCUGAAGCUGUUGAAUGUUCCUCGAGUGAAAUACCUGUUGUCCCCGUAUAUGCCACCGACAUUGAGCUUCCUGUGGAACGUGAAGUUUCCAGCAUCCCAAGAACGGGAACCAACCAAAACUGGGUUUACCCAUCUCAGAAGCAGUUUUUCGAAGCCAUGCUGCGCAAAGAUUGGGACCCCGCCGCAGAGGACAUGAAAAGUGUGAUACCGAUCCACAAUUCGGUCAACGAGCGUGUAUGGAAUUAUAUCAAAUUAUGGGAGAAAAAUCAAGGCAGCGAAACCUGUGGUGGCCUGCAGCUUACCAGCUUCAAAGGUGACUCGAAGAAACUAACUCCAAGAGCAUGGUUCAGAAGUUUUAUCAUGGGUCAGACCAAACCUUUCGACCGCCAUGAUUGGGCCGUUAAUCGUUGCGGUAAACAAGUGGACUACGUCAUUGAUUUCUAUGGCGGUGAAACUCCCAACAACGGGCCCUCGAUCUUUUUGGACGUCAGACCAAAGCUCAACAGCUAUGAAGGUUUCAGGUUACGAGGUAGAAAGUUUCUAGGUCUUGAUUGA